Adineta steineri is the source of this 771-nucleotide messenger RNA. The record is from the annotation of a GenBank genome assembly. Lineage: Eukaryota; Metazoa; Rotifera; Eurotatoria; Adinetida; Adinetidae.
AUGACAAUCUCUAUUUAUGAUAGUGAACAAUAUUUAUUUGAAAUUGCACAAAGUUUCAUACGUUCACGUGUUAUAUUUACAUCAAUUGAAUUAAAAAUAUUUGAUUUAUUAUUAUCAUAUAAUGAUGGUUUAACAUGUUUACAAAUAAGUGAACAAUUAACAUUACAUUAUAUUGAAAAUGAAUCAAGAUGUUUACAAGAUAUACUCGAUUGUUUAACAUCAAUGAAAUUUUUAGAACGUGAUAAUGAGAAAUUAAUUUAUAAAUUAACAAAAUUUACACGAAAUAUUCUUCUACCUAAUCGAAGAAUUUUAUCAAAUCUUGAUCAAGAAUUUUAUAAUAAAAUGCCACAAUUUAAUGAGAUUGUUCUUAAUAGUUCUUUAAAAGAUUCUAUUAAUCUUAUUAUGGUUUUACGUAUUAAACAAUUAGUUGAUUUAAGUUUAUAUACAAAUAUUUCAAUUGAUUCAAUUGAUAAAAAUGUUGAUGUUAUUAUUAUUUGGAGACAAGAUGGUUUAUUAAAAGAAAAAAUCAAACAAGCAUAUGAUAUAUUACCAUUAAAUAAAAAAAGUCUUCUUAUUUUAAUAAUACCAAAUGAUGAAUAUGAUGAAGUUACAUUAACACUUAAUCUCUUUUUAAAUAUGACAACUCCAAAUAAAGAACAAGAAAAUUCAAAAGAAUUCUAUUCAAAAAAAUUUCUUAAACAAAUAGGAUUUCGAUCUACUGAAAGAAUGCAAUCAGCAGAUGGUUUACAACUUUUACUUGCUUAUAAGUAA